Molecule: messenger RNA, 1155 nt
Organism: Kwoniella mangroviensis CBS 8507
Lineage: Eukaryota; Fungi; Basidiomycota; Tremellomycetes; Tremellales; Cryptococcaceae
Exons: 2
Coding region: 1-1155 (384 amino acids)
Source: RefSeq, a predicted model, not a curated record
AUGCCAUCCAUCGCCUCAUCAUCACGUACCCGCACACGCAAACCCCUGAUAUCCUUGCCAUUAACAUCGUUCAUCCAACCUAUUCCCUCAUCAUUCCCAUCACCUAUAUCCCUACCAUCCAAAAGGGGUCCAUCGAGCUUAUCAGUCCCAUCGUCACCUGGAAGUAGCAAGGCUCGGAAAGUAUCUCGUACGGAGAUUGAUGGGUCUGAAACAGUACGAAAGGCUCGUGUAGCUACGAGCGGGGGCGGGAAAGGUAAAGGGAAAGAACAGGUAGACGAUGAUGAACGAUCAGUGGAAGUAGGGGUGACACCAAGGAUCAAAAACGUACUGGAGAAAGAUGAUCUAGGAGUAGGGAAAAGUCCAGCUAGGAGGUUGUUCGUCAAUGAUCGAGAAAGCCCAAUAAGUGGUAUAUCAGGAGCGAUCUCUACACCACCUAAAUCGCAUCGCGGAUUAGCACCCUCACCACCUAUCGCAGAUUCACCUUUUAUAAUCUCAACCCCAACAUCAACAUCAGAUCAAGAUGAGGUAGAAAUAGAUGUACAAGCUGCACCUUCACCUACUUUACCUUCAUCAUCAUUACCAUUCGAAUCAGGAUCUGAACCCCAUUGUGGAUUUACGAUAUAUCAUUCUACCUCUACGGAGUUGAGGGAAUUGGAUGAAUUUGCCGCUUCUCAGAUACUUCAACUCAAUUCAAGUUCUGGACCAAGUUCAAGUCCAUCACCUUCUCUGUCGGAGAUCGAUCUGAAUAGUAUAGAGAAUCAAGAGAACCUCCAACCUCUUUCUCUCCCUUUGGUGAAUUACCCUCCUUCACCUAAUUCGAAAUCGCGCUCGAAUCCAAAUUCGAAUCGAACUACACCUUCGAAAUAUAGUACGGGUACGUCGACAGCAGACGACGAGAUAAUCUCGAUGUACCUUUCUGCUCCAUCUACCAAUUCGAGUAUUAGUGGGACCAGUGCUAGUGGAAGUGGAACGAGGAGGAGGGAGAGGAGUAGAUUGAUUAAUGAAGUCUUGUUGUUGAGAGGUGAGAAUGUAAGAGAGAAAGAGGAUAGGAUGGAUGUGGAUAUAGAUGUAGAAGAAGAGGAGGAGUUAACACCUGGCAAGAAGAUCGUUAAGGGAGGGAGAGAAAGAUUGAGAAGGGAGGUUAAUAUGGCUUAG